UGGGAUAUGAAAAGCAACAAUUGCAAUAAAACGUUGAACACCAUCAUCUUUCGACUCAGAAAAACUGGGAACUUGGAAAUGUUGUUGUUGGAAAGAGCAAGUUCAACUCGAAUGGCGAUCAGCAAAGAAAAUAAAUCCGAAUUCAUCUUGUCAACAUAUGAUCCACAAUUACCAGAAUCAGCUAAACAUAAACUAGGCUACUUCGGAAUACCCACUCUUGUCAAAAUCAAAUCACCGAUCGAUCAACCACUGCAAACAGAAAUUCAACCAAAAUCUUCCAAACGUUCCAUAACAAUACCUGUUCAAUUGAAAAAAAAGUACAGAGUGAUUGUUGCUCAAUAUUCUGAUGGUAAACCUGAUUGGCCAAUUGUUAUCGACUUUCGAACUCCAUGUAAAUCACCACAUUCAUUCGUUAAUAUUCAUGUGAAUUUUAUGGUGUGACUUUUGUCUGAAUAUUAUUAUUUUCGAGUAUUUUCUAGACGUACUUGUGAAGAAAGAUGAAGUAAUGUAUGAAGUCAAACACCGUGACCUCCAGACCAAUGAAGUGUCUUUAUAGCACCAGUGGAUCAUAAAGAUUUGACAGCUAAAACACCUCCACAAUAAUCUGUAUGAUUAUGCUACUUAUCAGGCACUGAAUGAUUUAAAUUUUUGAAGAUCAUAAAUAGCACGCGUUUAUUUUCGAAACAUUGAGCGAUAAUGACUUUCUGUUUAAAGUUUGAAAAUGUCAUUAGGUAGAAGCCCUAAAUCUCCUCCCACUGCCAUUAACUCACUUUUCCAAACAUAUUUUUACACGAUUUAGGUAAGGAAUGCCGAAUUCAUGCUAAACAUCUCAUUAGAAUCAGACGUCGUAGGUGGAGAUCAGAACAUGACAAUAAUCAAAUACAACUACAUCUCAAUUAAAUCAUUCGCACUUGUGGGAAUGCAGCACAGCGAAUGUUUGCUCAUUAUUCGAUGUGAAAACACUUGAUCUAUUGCAAGCUUACACUGUUUUUGUUCAUCCAUUUUGUGAAGUUGUAAUAAAUAAAGGAGAGGUUUAUGAAAUAUUUGUAUUUUAAAGAUAGAUAAUGAAUCAUUAAACGAUAGAGACAAGAUGAGAUAUGUAACACCAAUGAUAAACAAGCGACGUAAGAGAAGUGAGUGGAAAGUGUAAUUAGUUUCCG
Schistosoma rodhaini is the source of this 1160-nucleotide messenger RNA. NCBI's taxonomy places the organism in Eukaryota, Metazoa, Platyhelminthes, Trematoda, Strigeidida, Schistosomatidae. The record is from the annotation of a GenBank genome assembly.